UUUUCAUCAAUACUGCAGCGACUCGAAAGAAACGGAAAGAGUUUAUCUCUCUCACACUGAUCUCGAUCUUCAGGUAAGGUCUCUCGAUCAAUGAAUUUCUGUAUCGAUUUCUAUCUUCUAUCAAAUGGAGCAAACAGUAGCACUAGCAUUGUUGUAAUGAUCUAUUACGUGGCUCGUAAGUUCCAUAUGUUGAUGUAUUCUUUCGAUAUACGUGCGUCCAAGUCUUUAUUAAUCAUCCGUACCCAAUACGCUCAUCAAAACAAAAUCGAGCGACUUGAAUCUACUUUACUCCUGUGUUAACCGUUCCAGUCUUUAUUCAUACGCAAGGUCUGCUGCUAGACGGAGGGAGAGAGGGAGGGAGAAAGGAUAAGAGCAAUUGACUUUUCACCAGUUUAGCGUUAACGGCUCAUGCCAAAACCCAAGCAAAAGAAGGCCUUGAACCAGUGUAUGAUAUAUUUUUCUCUCUGUGAGGACAAAGGAUUUUGUGCUGCUGGAUUGAAAGGGAAGAAAGGAGUUCAAUUUUAUCAGGGCAGCAAGGUGAAUCCUUUCCCUGUACCUCAGACGUUAAUUUUCUUCGGUGCUGUUGCAAUGGAUGAUGCCAUGGAGACUGGUAAUUUGGCUCCCUACCAAGAGAGACCUAGGACCUUUCCGAAUAUGCGCAGUAAACCUAGCACACCUCUGAUAUUUCGAAUUCUCAUGAGAAUGAAUGUCCGUCUUCUUUUUGUGCUUCUGUUCUUGGGCUUUGGAGCUAUUUUUUACAUUGGAGCUAGUACCUCGCCAAUCAUUGUCUUUGUAUUCUCAGUUUGCAUCAUCAGUUUUCUGUUAUCAAUAUACCUGACUAAGUGGGUACUUGCAAAGGAUGAAGGACCUCCUGAAAUGGGUCAGAUAUCCGAUGCAAUACGUGAUGGAGCUGAGGGUUUCUUUAAGACCCAGUAUGGGACUAUCUCUAAGAUGGCAUUAUUGCUAGCAUUCGUGAUCUUUGGCAUAUAUAUGUUCCGUAGUACAACUCCUCAACAAGAAUCUUCAGGCUUAGGGAGGUUAACUUCUGCAUCUAUCACCGUCUUUUCUUUUCUAUUAGGAGCUGUAUGUUCUGGUAUGGCUGGUUAUGUUGGCAUGUGGGUCUCUGUACGUGCUAAUGUUCGUGUUUCAAGUGCAGCAAGACGGUCUGCAAGAGAAGCUCUGCAGAUAGCUGUUCGUGCUGGCGGUUUCUCUGCUUUGGUGGUUGUUGGUAUGGCUGUAAUUGGUGUUGCAAUCCUUUAUGCCACAUUUUAUGUUUGGUUGGGAGUGGAUUCGCCAGGUUCAAUGAAGGUUACUGACUUGCCUCUUCUUCUUGUGGGCUAUGGUUUUGGAGCUUCAUUCGUAGCCCUUUUUGCUCAAUUGGGUGGUGGAAUAUACACAAAAGCUGCUGAUGUUGGUGCCGAUCUUGUCGGAAAAGUAGAACAGGGAAUACCUGAAGAUGAUCCUCGGAAUCCUGCUGUCAUUGCUGAUCUGGUUGGAGAUAAUGUGGGUGAUUGUGCAGCUCGAGGAGCUGAUCUGUUUGAGAGCAUAGCUGCAGAGAUAAUUAGUGCUAUGAUACUUGGAGGAAGCAUGGCUCAGCGCUGCAAAAUUGAAGAUCCAUCUGGCUUCAUCCUAUUUCCCCUUGUUAUUCAUUCAUUUGAUCUCAUAGUAUCGUCGGUGGGAAUAUUUUCAAUACGUGGAACACGUGAUCCUGGAGUGAUCAGUGUUAUGGAGGAUCCUAUGACGAUACUUCAGAAAGGAUAUUCUAUCACAAUAAUUUUAGCGGUUGUGACUUUUGGUUUGUCCACACGUUGGAUGCUGUACACAGAACAAGCUCCUUCUGCUUGGUUGAAUUUUGCACUAUGCGGUUUGGUUGGAAUCAUGACAGCUUACAGUUUUGUCUGGAUUACUCAGUAUUACACUGACUAUAAACAUGAGCCUGUACGCAAAUUAGCUCUUUCCAGUUCAACAGGCCAUGGGACUAACAUAAUUGCGGGCAUUAGCUUGGGUUUAGAAUCUACUGCUCUUCCUGUCCUUGUGAUAAGUGUAUCUAUUAUUUCGGCUUUUUGGUUGGGCCAGACCUCAGGGUUGGUUGAUGGAGACGGAAAUCCAACUGGUGGAUUGUUCGGGACAGCAGUAGCAACAAUGGGUAUGCUUAGUACUGCAGCCUAUGUUCUCACUAUGGAUAUGUUUGGCCCAAUAGCAGAUAAUGCUGGUGGAAUUGUUGAGAUGAGUCGGCAGCCUGAAAGCGUUCGAGAGAUCACUGAUGUUCUGGAUGCAGCUGGGAACACCACAAAAGCAACCACCAAGGGGUUUGCCAUUGGAUCAGCUGCCCUUGCAUCUUUUCUUUUGUUCAGUGCGUAUAUGGAUGAGGUAGCGGCAUUUGCUCAUUCCCCAUUUACACAGGUUGACAUCGCUAUUCCAGAAGUAUUUGUGGGUGGAUUGUUGGGCUCUAUGCUUAUCUUCCUUUUCAGUGCGUGGGCCUGUGCUGCAGUUGGUCGGACUGCCCAGGAGGUUGUUAAUGAAGUAAGAAGACAGUUUAUUGAGAGGCCGGGCAUCAUGGACUACAAGGACAAACCAGAUUAUGGGAGAUGUGUCGCAAUUGUUGCCUCUGCAUCUCUGAAGGAGAUGAUAAAGCCUGGAGCCUUGGCUGUUAUAUCACCUAUAUUUAUUGGCAUUCUCUUUCGGAUUUUGGGUUACUAUACAGGGCAUCCUUUACUUGGGGCUAAAGUUGUGGCUGCCAUGUUGAUGUUUGCUACGGUUUCUGGUAUUCUCAUGGCUCUUUUCCUCAACACUGCUGGUGGUGCCUGGGAUAAUGCUAAGAAAUAUAUUGAGACAGGGGCACUUGGAGGCAAAGGAAGUGACAGCCACAAAGCAGCAAUUACUGGUGACACCGUAGGUGACCCAUUCAAAGACACAGCUGGCCCUUCGCUUCAUGUCCUUAUCAAGAUGCUUGCAACAAUAACGCUGGUCAUGGCUCCAGUCUUUCUGUGACCCCAUCGGCUGCACAUAUAUAUAUACAAACAAAACCAGUAGGGAGUAAUUGAAUCAAGGGGUUCAUUACUUUAUAAUAUUGAUUCUCUUUUUUCAACUUGCUGUACUUGGAAGCAAGAUGCAUGUGAAAGGUGGCAGGCUCGUCUAUAUCUUUAUGGCAUAUGAAGCAACUAGUGGCAGACUUCCUAUCAGUUUUUCUCCCAACAGAUGAAGCCUUAAACUUUACCUUAAUAUAACUCCUCCUUGCUGAGUUAA
Molecule: messenger RNA, 3246 nt
Organism: Cynara cardunculus var. scolymus (artichoke)
Lineage: Eukaryota; Viridiplantae; Streptophyta; Magnoliopsida; Asterales; Asteraceae
Product: pyrophosphate-energized membrane proton pump 3
Exons: 16
Coding region: 409-2991 (860 amino acids)
Biological process (GO): proton transmembrane transport
Cellular component (GO): membrane
Molecular function (GO): inorganic diphosphate phosphatase activity; diphosphate hydrolysis-driven proton transmembrane transporter activity
Source: RefSeq, a predicted model, not a curated record